This is a messenger RNA of Lachancea sp. 'fantastica', 2217 nucleotides long. The record is from the annotation of a GenBank genome assembly. Lineage: Eukaryota; Fungi; Ascomycota; Saccharomycetes; Saccharomycetales; Saccharomycetaceae.
AUGACAAGAAUAACGGCCAACGAGUUCUCCGGCGCAACAUUCAGACCACGACAGUUUGUGCAAUCAGAACGACAAAACUCCAAGCUUCACAUAGAACAGCUCAACUUGUUUGUGGAAUCAAGCCCGGAAAAUGCCAAGUUGACGCAUGAUUUGAUCACACAGGUCACCACGGAUCCGGUUCUCAAGACGGGAUCCGACUAUUAUGACUUGGAUAAAGCUCAACAUCGUAAGGAAACGGCUUUGAAAAUUGCGAAAAUGGCUCUGUACAUGGAAGAGGACAUCCAGAUGGCAUUCAAGAAAUAUCGCAACCACGAUGUGGUCAAGGGAUUGCAAACCGACGAAAAAUAUCCAAUUCUCACAGCUAAAGACUUGGGAAUAUUUGACAAGCGGCUUUCUAUCAUUUCGAACCAGGACCCUCAACUUGGAACCAGAAUUGGAGUCCACCUGGGACUAUUUGGAAACUGCAUUCGUGGUAACGGAACCGAUCAACAAAUUAGGUACUGGCUUCAGGAAAAGGGUGCUCUUUUCUUGAAAGGUAUCUAUGGGUGUUUUGCCAUGACAGAGCUUGGUCAUGGUUCGAACGUGGCACAGCUGCAGACUCGUGCGGAAUACGACCCCAAGACGGAUUGCUUUGUCGUGAACACACCGGAUUUGCCUGCAACGAAAUGGUGGAUCGGCGGUGCCGCCCAUUCAGCCACGCACGCUACUGUUUAUGCAAGACUCAUAGUUGAGGGAAAAGAUUACGGAGUGAAAACGUUUGUGGUGCCCCUCAGGGAUCCUAGCACAUUUCAACUCUUGCCAGGCAUAUUCAUUGGCGACAUCGGAACCAAAAUGGGACGUGACGGCAUCGAUAAUGGAUGGAUUCAAUUUCAAAACGUGGUGAUCCCACGCGAGUACAUGCUGAGUAGGUUCACAAAAGUAAUCAACAGCGGCAACAGCGUGCGUGUGGCCACAGAGCCAACGUUGGACCAAAUUUCUGGUUACUCAGCUCUUUUGAAUGGGAGAGUGAAUAUGGUGAUGGACUCUUUCAGAUUCGGCUCCAAAUUUGUCACGAUUGCAGUACGUUACGCUGUGGGGAGACAACAAUUCGCAGCAGACAACGACAAAAGUGGAAACGCACCCGAAACUCAGCUCAUUAACUAUCCUCUGCACCAAUACCGAGUUUUGCCGCAUUUGGCUAUAGUGUACAUGAUUUCGCCUGUGGCUUUCAAACUUAUGGAUACCUACCAUUCCACCUUGGACGAACUUUACAAAGUGUCUUCCACUGGUGAUAAAAGCCAGUUGAAGCCCGUGAGUAUGAAACUGAAGGAUCUGUUUAUUGAUAGCGCCAGCUUGAAAGCUACCAAUACGUGGCUGGUUGCUAGUGUGAUCGAUGAGCUUCGUCAAGCAUGUGGUGGACAUGGCUACUCGGCUUAUAACGGAUUUGGGAAGGGUUACAAUGACUGGGUUGUUCAGUGUACUUGGGAGGGCGACAACAAUAUCCUGUCUUUGACAUCAGCGAGAAGUAUCUUGAAAAAAUACGCUGAUCUGGCGAAGGGCAAAGUACAGGAAACUGAAUCCUUCAGGUACUUAUCUCCGGAACUCGUCAUGGCUGUCUUGAGAGGUACUAAAUCCGCUAAGUUGGAGACACUGGAGGAUUAUUCUGAUGUCUGGGGAAUUAUGCUAAUCAAAAUGUUGCACUUCUGUGCAAAGUUGGUCAAAGAAACCAAGAGCGCCGACUCUAUUUCAAAGCAUCUUGUCCUGAUCUCCCGUUUCCACGCAUUCCACUCCAUGUUGAGAGCGUAUUAUUUGAAAUUGAAAAGCCCUUCGGACUCACAUGUUUCGGACGAAACCUCACAAGGAGCCUUGUGGAAGCUGUACCAGUUGUUUUCACUCUACUUCAUUGAUAAGCACUCUGGAGAAUUCCAGCAGUUCAAAGUCUUUACUCCAGAUCAGAUCUCAACCCUGGUGCAACCAAAACUCAUGGCUCUACUGCCGGAAAUUCGCAAGGAGUGUAUUGCUUUGACAGAUGCUUUCAAGCUUCCUGAUGCAAUGCUCAACGCACCCAUUGGUUAUUAUGACGGCGACAUUUACAACAAUUACUAUAACGAAGUUCUUAAAAACAACCCUCCGGAGGCGGACGGUCCUGGAAAGCCGGAAUACCACGAAUGUCUCACCUCCAUGCUGAGACGGGGUUUCCAGGGAACAGAAGAUCUUGCGAAGUUGGGCAAGCAAUAA